ACCCACACCCACACCCACACCCACACCCACACCACACCCACACCCACACCCACACCCACACCCACACCCCCACCCACACCCCACACCCACCCCCCUCAUGCGGUGUUAUAAACAGAAAAGAGAAAAUGAUAGGUCAGCAGAGAAUGAAAAGAUCAAGGAGUACAUUUAUUGCAAGACGAAUGCCCACGCAAAUGAAUAUAUAGUGUUACUUUCUAGUAAAAAUUGAAUUGCAUCGAAUGUCUCAAUUAGUAUAAGUUCUUAAUCUCCUGCCUUCUUGAUAUUCAAAUUUUUGAAUUAAUAAAUAAAAAUGGAUGAACUUGUCGAAUAGCUUGAACAUCAAUUCUAUCUGAUAUAAAUAUAUCACAAUCGAAACGACGUAAACAUGGCACAUGUUUAGGAAGAAUAUCAACCAAUUGAGUAAAAUCAAAUGGUAUAAUCGAGAGAUCACCUGAUAGAAUACGCCAUGAGAUAAGAUUGGGUAAAUAUAUGACGACGAAAGUAACGUAUCAAUUGUAUGAGUAGUCCAUGCUGGUUUCUCUAUUUCGAUUGAUAAAUGUUUGAGAUAAUAAUGAACAAACGAAGAUAAAUAAGGAGUAUUAGCAAAGUCAGAAAUAUAGAGUGAAAGACGUUUUAAAUUGGAAUAAGAUGUAAGAAUAGACGUUAUUAAAGAUUCACCAUAGCAAACAUUAAUUGAAUGUAGUGAUGGCAUUAUUCUCCAUGAAAAUAUAGGUGGUGAAUUAAUAUUACUUAAGAUACAUUGGUGAAGAAAUGGAAAUUUAUUUGAAUAUAUAUGUUCAUCUAACAAUGAUAGAUCAUCCGAGCUUACGUUCAGAAAAGUUAAAUCAAUAUGACAAAAUGUUGAUUCGAGAAGAUGUCGAAUUUGAAUAUCAAUUGCAUAAACACAAAUUAAUGAAUGUACAUUAGGAAAUUAUUUUAAAUCAACCUCGUAUUCAUCACUUAUAUCCAAUGCAACAGUAAUAGAGGCAAAAAACUAUGUUCCUUUCAAUAUUUUCUUGUUCAAUAGUCGACCAAAGGCGAUGGCUACAAUUGUUGAGUAAUUGAAGAAUAUUAUAAAUUCGUUUAUUUAAUCCUUUGAUUGGUUGAUAAAGAUCAUACAGAGAUAAAUAAUCAAAUAUUUCAACAAAAACUUCAUUUCGAAAAGAUUCAAGUUAUAUACAGUCGCUUAUCUCAUGAUUUUUGUUAUCACAUAAUAAAAUACAUCAUCUAUAUUACCGACAAUGGUGAUAUGAGUCAGCACUAUUUGGUUAGUUUUUUCUUUCUUUCUUUUCAUUUUUUGUCUCAUUUAUGACACGUAGACAACAGAAAGAAGAAAAAAAAACAUGGUUGUCAGAGACAUUGUUUUUUGUAUUUAAGCUGUUGUACCACACUUUUCGCUGCUGAAUGAUGAAUCAGGAUUAAAACUGAGUCAUUUAUUUAUUGCAACGUUAAUAAAUUUAAAUCAUGUAUCGAAUUUAGAAUUUGACUUUUUUUUUAUACAUUCAAUAUGAAAUGUUCUUUUAUAUUUUCUUUCAAGAUUUAUAUAUUUAUUGUCAAGGUAAUAUGAGUGAUUAUACUACUAUACACUUCAGUCUUCUUGAGCAUUUACCUGAUGAAUUAUUACUCGAUUUGUUCGAACAAUAUAUAUCAGUUGUUGAUUUGUAUCGUGGCUUUUUGAAUUUAAAUCAACGUAUCAAUGGUCUUUUGAAAUCUCUCGAUAAAAUCAAAUAUAGCCUAUCAUCGAACUCAUGGGAAAUUGCUACUCCUUACAUUUCUUCUCGCAUCGUUCGUUUGGUUAUCUCACACCCAUUUCCAUUUUCUCUCAAUCCAUUUAUUAAUUUACGUUCACUCACACUCAAAAAAGCAAAUAAUGAUCAAUUUCAGAAAAUCUGUUCCGGUUUUAUUUCACCUUAUUUAACCUAUCUUCGAUUGAUAUUACUAUUCAAUCAUGAAGUUUUAAAUCACAGCAACACUUUCAUUAAUCUUUUUUCUAAUCGAUUCAAAUUUCUUCGAAAAUUGUGUAUCUUAGGCAAAAUGAAUAUACCUCCUACGACAUUAUCAGCAUGUUCGAGUACACCUUCACUUCGUUCGAUUAGUAUUAAUAUUUCUAAAAAUUUAUAUUUAUACUCAACGAUACUUUCUACUUGUCCAAAUCUGGUUCGUCUUGAAUUGCGUGUCUCAUUUAUAAAUAUCUCUCUUGAUUUUUAUCAACAUUCAAAUCUUAAAUAUUUACGUCUUCAACUCAUGGAUAGUAAUUGGUCAUUUCAUACCUUUAAACAUUUUCUUUCAUGCGUACCCACUGUGGAACGACUUGUCAUACAACGAUUUAGACCAAAUACUGAUGACAAUGGUCUUCGUUUAGAUCAUAUACGUUUUGCACAAAUUCUUACUCAAUAUUUACCUCUUCUUCAUCAAUUUGAUUGUGAUAUUUUAUUUGAUAGCAGCAAGUUUGCAAUCAAUAUUAGUCAUAUUCAUCAACUUCAUUCAUAUUUUACUCGUAUUCAAAUUGAACAUCAACAAAAUGGAAUUGUUCGCCUUUUUACCACCAUUUGA
Messenger RNA from Rotaria sp. Silwood2, 2550 nucleotides. NCBI's taxonomy places the organism in Eukaryota, Metazoa, Rotifera, Eurotatoria, Philodinida, Philodinidae. The record is from the annotation of a GenBank genome assembly.